AUGAACACUUCAAGAACUAGAGUUCUUCGUGAUACCGCGUAUCGCUACUUGUAUGGCCACGAUCCCCAUCCCGAUGAUGCUGUUAACCAAGAAUACAUUGACCGGUCCUUAAAUGGGCAACAUGUGGUGGAUGGCGAAGCUGUUGAUGCCAUUCCUGAAAUGGUUGAAGUCUACCAAAGCGGAGAAGGUGAUGACGAAAGUCGUUCUCAAGACGUUGAAAAUACAAGGCUUUCUUCACAAGGAGAGGAUAAAGAGCCGGAGGAUGACGAUUAUGGUGAUGAUGGCAACCUUGACUUUGGAGAUAAUGGUGGCAGCAUUGGAUUUGGAGACGAUGAAGGUGGAUCUCACGCAUCAAAAGGUGGAUCUCACGCAUCAAAUGAUACCUAUUCAAAUGCCAUUGAUGCGAAUACUGUUACAGAAGGUCUGCAAGAGGAGGAAGGUGAGGGUGUUAUUGAUGAGACUGUAACGAAAAGUGAAUCUGGUGACAACACAACAGCCCCAUUUCUUGAAUUGCGUGCUCCUGGCGGCCGUGGAUUGAUGACCGUACCUUUUGAGGAUGCCGACGGCUUUCGUGACCUCUAUGACACAAGCUUUAGAUCCAACGUUCGUCUUGCCUACCGAAUUGGCGACAAUGGUGAACGUGUACCAGUGGAGUUGGAUGACAUUUUGAAUAGUGACGAUGAUCAUGGCAUUGCACCUCCUUCACCUUUAUCAUUCUCAAGCACUGAACCAUUGGCCCGAAAUGAAGAGUUUGAGGGUCAUGCAAAUUCGGACCACUAUACGAGCAAUGAUGAUCAUCAAGAUGGGUAA
This is a messenger RNA of Lichtheimia ornata, 810 nucleotides long. RefSeq lists its product as uncharacterized. The coding region runs from base 1 to 810 and encodes 269 amino acids. The transcript has 3 exons. NCBI's taxonomy places the organism in Eukaryota, Fungi, Mucoromycota, Mucoromycetes, Mucorales, Lichtheimiaceae. The record is from RefSeq and is a predicted model, not a curated record.